CUCAAGAUUAAGUCGGCAAACUACAUGCUCAAAGUCGACGUAACAAACCCUUCUCCAAAUGAAUCCUAUAAUUCUUUGGCAGCCUUGAGCCGAAAUGCCUCUGUUAUAUCUACAUCGAGCUCUGACUCUGGUGAUGACAGCAAUCAAGGACUCCUGUCCACUCCUCCACCACGUCCAGACCGCACCUUUACUUCCCCGCAGUCACGAAGCCCUUCACGGCCGCCAGCUUAUAUUCCAAAAGAACUUCCUAUCGCGAAUGAUUCACCCAAAAGUCGGGCUGCCUCGAAAACGCGGUCGAAAUCACGAGGAGGAAACACCCUAACACUUGGUGACUUCAAUGUCGGAGAAACAAUUGGGGAGGGUUCAUAUUCGACUGUCGUUAGCGCAACCCUUAACCGGACAGGUCAGAAGUUUGCUAUAAAGGUUAUCGACAAGGGGUAUCUGGUGCGGAAACAGAAGAUGUCGGUUGCGCUCGUGGAGAAAGCUGCUCUUAUGAGGUUGGCGGUCGGUCAUCCGGGUGUAGUGCGCUUGUAUUAUGCUUUUCAGGAUCAAUGGAGUCUAUAUUUUGUGAUCGACCUAGCUACCAAUGGCGAGAUGCAGUCUCUAAUAUCAAGGCUCGGAUCUCUCUCUACGCGAUGCUCUCAGUUCUAUACCGCACAGAUCGUUGAUGCACUUGCGUUCAUACACGAUAAGGGUGUUAUCCAUAGGGAUGUGAAGCCGGAGAAUCUGUUAUUAGACGAUCACUGGCGUGUUAAGAUCACGGAUUUUGGAACUGCGAAGAUUCUUGACCACACAGUUGAGGCCGAGAAAUUUGUGGGGACUGCUCAAUACGUCGCGCCGGAGUUAUUAGAAGCAAACGAAACCAGCAGAAGCUCCGACUGGUGGGCCCUAGGAUGCAUCCUGUACCAGAUGAUCGCUGGUCGCUUCACGUUCUCAGGAUUAUCGGAGUAUCUGAUCCUACAGAAGGUCAAGCGAAUGGACUAUUCUUUCCCAGAAUCUUUUGAUAAACAGGCAAAAGAUCUGGUACAGCAAUUGCUCAUUCGUGAUCCCCGAAGACGGCUCGGUGCUGGUGAAAACGGUGAGGAGAACGACGUGUCUGCUAUCCAUUCCCAUCCAUUCUUGGCGGGAAUCGAUUGGGAAGCUCUCUGGAUUUUACCUGUGCCCCCGUUGGAAGCAGGUCUUGUGGAACGAAAACAUCCACUCGCCCAAAACACGGACAAGAAUUGGGAAGAUGUUGGUGCUACUUGGGAUGACGUGCUACAACCUACCGAAGAGAGCGACAGCAUUGAUUGGGUUGCCGGCGCGGAUGUUUCUCCGAAGCAGGUGAUAAUGAGACCAGACGUGUUCUCGAGCCCGCAGAGUUCACCGGUAGAUCUCUCUAUUGGGACUUCCGGAGAAGUCAGAAGCAUGGAGGCGACUUUACCGGAUGGUUCGACUGUGAUUAUUUCACAGCACUCUCGAAGUACUGAACAGAGAGUGAAUUCAGAAUCUCCAACGUCGGGCCCUCCCACACCUCACGAUGAAGCUGUCGCGAGGGUAACGCAAGCGAUGCAGGCAUUGAAACAGCCAACAAGCCGUCUAACUCAUGACUCAAUUACCGAGCAUGAAAGAGGGAGAAGCAAGGCAAUGACACCCAUACAGGGACAUGGCCCGAAGAUUGACCUUCACUUCCUCCUCCACCUACCUGAAGAUGAGCAAAUUGUCUUGCGUUCAUCACUGGAAGCACGUUCAAUGCGCCGACGUGCCAGUAGACUACUCCCCAUCGCGAGUGCACAAAUGAAGCCCAAAAUUCGGGAGCUGAUUCUGACAAACCGUCGGCUCAUGUGCGUCAAGAUGCGUGAAAAGAUGCCGGAGAAUGUGACACUCAAGUCGGAGUUUUGGCUACGGCCUGAGAAAGAUAAGAUUCCCGGAAAUGGGAAGGACAGGGACAGGGAAACUCGUAUUCUUCUGUCAAGCGUAGAAGCCAAAGGGGAGCGAGAGUUCGUUAUUCUGACGUCGCUGAAAAACUACCACUACGCUUCUCGUAAUGCACAGGAGGCUACGAAGUGGGUAGACGAGAUAAACUCGGCGCUUUCAAAUAGAUAGCAUCAACUUUAAGGUAUUCGACAGGUAUUCUGGUAUUUGAUUGUCAUCUCGUUGUCUUGUGUUUGUUACAUUUCACCUGCAUUUUGUUACUCACAAUCAUUUACAUAUUGGGCAUCGAUUGGCAUGUACACGGUUCGGAG
Molecule: messenger RNA, 2225 nt
Organism: Marasmius oreades (fairy-ring Marasmius)
Lineage: Eukaryota; Fungi; Basidiomycota; Agaricomycetes; Agaricales; Marasmiaceae
Exons: 9
Coding region: 25-2085 (686 amino acids)
Biological process (GO): peptidyl-serine phosphorylation; intracellular signal transduction
Molecular function (GO): protein serine/threonine kinase activity; ATP binding
Source: RefSeq, a predicted model, not a curated record